Molecule: messenger RNA, 3340 nt
Organism: Nerophis lumbriciformis (worm pipefish)
Lineage: Eukaryota; Metazoa; Chordata; Actinopteri; Syngnathiformes; Syngnathidae
Gene: tmem102
Product: transmembrane protein 102
Source: RefSeq, a predicted model, not a curated record
ACCCAGCCCGCAGUCUUCUGCAGCGUCGUCGCCGAUGUAGCGCCGUGCAGCAUGCGUGCCUCCCUCCGCCGCUAAUCUCUGGAUCCUCCCCGGUUGGACGGACGGCGCUUUCCGAGGACAGUCGGUCAGUGUUGCCGUGGGGGGGAUCGGCGGCGCCGGGGACCUGUUGGAGAUGACAGCUGAUCUGGGCGGACUUAAGCGCAGGCAUCAAAACAACAUUAGCCGUGGAGGAAGUUUCAGUGUCACGGAUGCCACUUUUUAGCACCCUAAUGUGCAAUUGUUACUCCACGGGACUGUUGAGAUGGAUUCCCUGAUGAGUGCUGUGUCGCCGCGCUCGCCGGCGCCUGGCAAAAAGCUGUCCGAGGUGGAUUUCCGGUCCGGGGCGACCCUGGAGCAGCUGUCCUCUCAGGUCUCCGACCUGGUCCUCCUGGAGCAGGGCGAGUUUGGAGACCAUACUGCCUUGGAGGUGCACACGGCAAAGGAUUUUAUCUUCAACAUGUUAGGUUUAGUCCAGAAGGUGGAUCAGCGCCUCCCAGUGGCUAACGAGUACUUACUGCUGUCCAGCGGGGCACGAGAGGGUGUCUUGGACCUGAACCCAGAGGACCUCGGCGACUAUGCCAAAGGUGCCGACUUUGACCUGGACUUCACGCUGCUGGUGCCAGCCCUAAAGCUCCACGACCGCAACCAGCCUGUCACCCUGGACAUGAGGCACUCGCCGCCGUGCCACUCAUGGCUAAGCCUGCGCCUGUGCGACUCCAACAUCCUGUCCCGCUGGAACGUCUGCUGCCAGGAAGAGAGUGGACUUCCUGAUGAAGAAGACGAGGAGGAAGAAAGUGAACUAGAAAAAGGCUCCAUUCCAUCCCUGGUCUCCCCUCAGUCCCUGGAUGGCUGCUACUUCUCCCCCACCCUGGUGACAGACUGGUUCUGGGGGGUGGUGAGUGAGGCGGUGGAUGAGCUGCGGCGAAGCCCCCAGAGAGGCAUUCCGACCCCUGAGCGAUUGGAAAGGAACGGGCCACUUACGACCAUUAUCCUCCAGGCAGGCUCCAGCAGGGUACUGUACGACCUUCUUCCCGUAGUCUCGUUUCGGGGUUGGCCUGCUGUGGCUCAAGGCUGGCUGACGGCCAACCACUUCUGGGAUGGUAAAAUCACAGAGGAGGAAGCCAUAUCGGGCUUCUACUUGCUGCCCUGCUGUUCACCGCUGGGGGGCCGACCUGACAGGGAGUGGAGGCUGGCCUUUUCCCGCAGCGAGGUUCAGCUAAAGAAGUGCAUCCCCUUCCCCAUGGCGCAGGCUUUCCAAGCUGCCAAGGCGGUGUUGUCUCGUAUCCUGGCCCGUCCUCGUGCAGGUCUCAGCCUCUACCACCUGCGCACGCUUCUCUUUUGGGCCUGUGACCGACUUCCUGCCGCCUACCUGUCCUGCCCAGACUCUGACACCCCCGGUCGUCUACUUCUGGGUCUCCUGGAUGACCUGGCGCAUUGCAUCCUGGGUAAAAACUGCCCAAACUACUUCCUGCCCCAGUGCAACAUGCUGGAGCACCUGACCGACAGCCAGGCUCUCCUCGUGGCCCGGAAACUGGCUCAUGUGCGCUCCGAUCCCAGCGAGCACUUGCGGGCUGCUCUGGACCAAGCUCAGCAGGCGGGUCAGCUGAAGAAGGAGUUGGGCACAAGUGCUAACGGCUCCCCCAGGCAUCACCCCACCAAUGGCAUCAUCUCGCCUUCAGAGGACAAGCUGGCUCAACGUCUGCAGCAGCUGGUCACAGAGAAUCCCGGGAAAUCGAUCUCGGUCUUCCUUAAUCCGGACGAUGUCACCCGGCCGCAUUUCCGCAUAGAUGACAAAUUUUACUGAAGCUGCAGUGAAAUAUUUGCGUGUGUGAGGGCGCACUGCAUGGGUUGGGCGUUUAAAACAGCAGCUGCUCAUAGUCGCCCUCCUGUGGCCAAAUGACAACCUCCCUUCAGACCAAAACACUCCCUGCUAUGGAACAGAAUGACGCCUCACAACAAGUCCCUGCGUCACUGAGCAUUUGUUAUGGUUAUGGCCGACUCCAAACAUCCGGCCUUAUUGAGACUGAUCAGGCUGUUGUUGAGCAAAGGCGUGAACGUGAAGAAAGAUGAUCACAUAUGACUAACACUUCGAAAGACAUGAUGUUUGGAUCAAAAGCCGUGGCUGAUGUAACUGAAUGUAAUGUGCUGAAGAGAACUGCCUUGUCUCUUCUCAUUAAUUCCCAUUUGUUUUACUCUUCAGUUCAUGUUUCUCAGGUACCAAUAAUCCUUAGCUUGUUAAAUUGAAGCCAGUCCCGUCAAAAGGUCUUACAAGCAUUUUUAAGUGUGGCUUCAUUGAAUACACGAUGUACCAAAGAGAAAUAACACAAAUGAGUUUGCUAAUUUGCAGUUUACACUUUCAUGCCGAUUGAACAAGUCGAUAUCCAGUGAACAUUACGGUUGGUUAACUCAAAAUUGAUUAUUUGACUGAAAAAAUACAUUUCUUUCAACUUAUUUUCCUUUUUGAUUGUGAAACGAUUGUUCAAUGAAAUAUUUUUUAAUGGCUGUCUAGAAUGUCAUGUACAAAGGCUUCCAUGUUUUUCCAAGCUACAAAACAAGCAUUUGAAAAGAGUGUGAUGGUUAAUUAAGGUUGACUAUCCAAGAGUGGCAAAGCCAUGGACACUACAAUUGUAUUUUUUUAAACAAGCACACCAACAAGUGUACACACCGACGUGCAAAGUGACUGACUUGUUUUCUUUUAAUUAAGCUGCUGUUUCUAAAAGGCCGGGUCUAAAGAUGUGAUGUGCUUACUGCUGAAUUGUUCUAACUGCUGUCUGUGUGCGUGUGUGUGUGCGCGCGUGUGUGCGUGUGUGUGUGUGUUGAAGAUGAGGAACAACCAAAGUGUGUUGGUGCAAAAUGUUGACUGCAGUGCAUUUAGCUUAGUGUUAAAAAUAUCGCAGCAUUUAUGUUCAGAAUAGCUCAUGAUUGAGGUACGUUGUCGUUCUCUGCAUGGUGGAGAAGGCUUCACAAACAAUCAGCUGUGCAGAUGUAAUUGUGCCGUGCAAGGAAAGCACGACAACAUCUGCAUCAUUAUACCGUAGUUGCUAUAUUCUACUGGAUUUUUUUAGACUGCUUUCUAAAUCACUAACAACUUUUAAGUGCAAAUAAAACCACACUUUUAGUAUAAAUAUACAUGUCAGUAUCUUUUUAAAUACUUGACUUCUCGCUUUGGAAAAAAAAGAUGAAAGUGCUAAUUGUUAUAGUGAUGAUUUGACUGUAACAUGACUGAUUUAAUGUAUUUAUUAUUAUCACUGCUGAUUCUGAGGGCUUUACAUUGAUCAGUUUGAGCUCUAGCAUGAAAUAA